Phragmites australis (common reed) is the source of this 2490-nucleotide messenger RNA. RefSeq names its product U-box domain-containing protein 16-like. The record is from RefSeq and is a predicted model, not a curated record. Bases 1 to 2283 code for a protein of 760 amino acids. The transcript has 2 exons. Lineage: Eukaryota; Viridiplantae; Streptophyta; Magnoliopsida; Poales; Poaceae. Gene Ontology annotation, biological process: protein ubiquitination. Gene Ontology annotation, molecular function: protein binding; ubiquitin-protein transferase activity. Gene Ontology annotation, cellular component: nucleus; cytoplasm.
AUGCUCCUCGACUGGCAGACCCAAGCCGAGUCACCAACGAUACCGGCCAAUCCGGCCGUCCAUCAACCAAGAUCAGAAGUUCGCGAGCCACAAAAGCCAGGAGGAUUCCGUCCGAUUUCCAGCCCCUUCAACCCAGCUCGCUCACCACCCAACGCGCCUACUACAGCCCCCGUCCCGGCCACCCGUAUAUAUGCCCCUCAUCCCCGCCUCCCGCUCCGCAUUCCGUGUCAUCUCUCAUUCACUCGUCUUCACUGCCUUCGGAUCGGAUUGGAUUGGCAUUUGGCAACAAUGGCUAGCGCGAGGAACAACGCGGCGCCCGACUGGGAGGUGCUGCGGUCCCUGCACCGCCUCGCGCGGGACCUGUCCGCCGCCGAGGCGCCCGCGCCGUUCCUGCGGGCGGUGUUUGCUGCCGUGUCCAGGCGGGCGAGGCUUCUUGCUGCCGCGUUCGACGACCUGCUGCUGUGUGGUGUAGUGGCCGCAGGGGGGGUUCUGCCGCGGUCGGCGUCGCUGUGCCUGCGGGAGGUGCUCCUGGUUCUGCAGCGGUUCAAGGCGCUCGUGUCCGACUGCGCGGCGCGCAGCCGCAUGCGGCUGCUGCUGCAGUCGGACGAGGUGGCCGCGCGGGCGCGGGAGCUGCAGCACGACCUCGCCACGCUGCUCGACCUCCUCCCCGUUGCCGACCUCGGGCUCGCCGAUGACGUGGCGGACCUGCUCGCGCUCGCGUCGCGACAGUGCCGGCGGGCGGCGGCCGCGGAGCAGGAGCUGAAGGCGAGCGUGCUCGCGCUGAUCCAGGAGGUGGAGAGGGAGAUCGUGCCGGAGCGGGAGAGGCUGGAGGGCAUCCUCGAGGCGGUCGGCAUCAACGACCCCGCCUGCUGCAGCGACGAGGUCGAGACCUUGGAGCGGGAGAUCGGGGAUCGCGUGGCGGAGAGGUGGACGUCGUCCAUGAUUGCGCUCGUCGGGCUUCUCCGGUACGCCAAGUGCGUACUCUUCAGCGCGGCAACGCCGCGGCAGUUGGACUCCAAGGUGGAUAUUGACGACGACGGCGCUGAGCCUCCGUCGCCGCCGCCGGACUUCCGGUGCCCCAUCUCUCUCGACCUGAUGCUCGACCCGGUCGUGGCUGCUAGCGGCCAGACGUACGACCGCGAGUCCAUUACCCGCUGGUUCGGCUCCGGCAAGUCCACGUGCCCCAAGACCGGGCAAGUGCUGGCGAAUCUGGAGCUUGUGCCCAACAAGGGGCUCAAGAACUUGAUAUCUCGGUGGUGCCGGCAGAAUGGCAUCGCUGUGGACGGCUGCGAGCCAGGCAAAGCCGAGCCGGCGCCGGUGGUGGCCGCGAACAAGGCCGCGCUGGAGGCGGCGCGCAUGACCGCGUCGUUUCUUGUGAAGAAGCUGUCGGCCUCUUUCUCCCCUGAAGCGACCAAGCGCGUGGUGCACGAGAUCCGGCAGCUCGCCAAGUCCGGCUCCGACAGCCGCGCGUUCAUCGGGGAGGCCGGCGCCGCCGCGCUUCUCUUGCCGCUGCUCCGCUCCGAGGACUCCGUGCUCCAGCUCAACGCCGUCACGGCGCUGCUCAACCUCUCCAUCCUCGAGGCCAACAAGAAACGCAUCAUGCACGCCGAGGGCGCCGUAGAGGCGCUCUGCCACGUGAUGGGCUCAGGCGCGACGUGGCGCGCGAAGGAGAACGCUGCGGCCACUGUGCUCAGCCUGGCGGCUGUCCACACGUACCGCCGCCGGCUUGGCCGGAACCCGCGCGUCGUCGAAAGCGUUGUGCAGCUCGCGCGCACCGGCCCCUCGAGCACCAAGAAGGACGCGCUCGCGGCGCUGCUGUGCCUGUCCAGCGAGAGGGAGAACGUCGGGAAGCUCGUGGAAGCAGGCGCCGCGGAGGCGGCAUUGUCAGCGAUCAGCGAGGAGGAGGCCGCCGCGGCGGUACUAGAGUCGCUGGCCAAGCGCGGGGGUGCGGAGGCGAUCGUUAAUGUCGACGGCGCCGUGGCGCGUCUCGUUGCCGAGAUGCGGCGCGGCACGGAGUGGUCGAGGGAAUGCGCGGCGGCCGCGCUGGUGCUGCUGUGCCGGCGCGCGGGAGCCGCCGCGGUGACGCAGGUGAUGGCGGUCUCCGGCGUGGAGUGCGCGAUCUGGGAGCUGAUGGGCACCGGCACGGACCGCGCGCAGCGCAAGGCCGCGUCGCUCGGCAGGGCGUGCCGGCGAUGGGCAGCGGCUGCCUCCGCCGCCAGCGCGGAGCAGAGCACCGAAUGCCCCACCUCCGGCGCCGCGCCGCCAGCCAUGGUGGCCUCGUGAAAUCACAAAACCCAAUUUUUUCCCACAAUUCUUGUACAAAAUUUGUUCCUGGCCGUAAUGGCCUUCACGAUUCUUUGGUCCGUAGGACAGUAGGUAGUUGAUCAACUGUGUAUACAAGCCAUUCUUUUUUUACCAAAUGUUGUCAUACAUUUCAUUGUCUCAGGAAAUACAAAUGAAAGAAACAAAUCACUCUGUUCAGUGACUUCA